This is a messenger RNA of Ananas comosus (pineapple), 965 nucleotides long. RefSeq lists its product as uncharacterized. Bases 103 to 735 code for a protein of 210 amino acids. The transcript has 2 exons. NCBI's taxonomy places the organism in Eukaryota, Viridiplantae, Streptophyta, Magnoliopsida, Poales, Bromeliaceae. The record is from RefSeq and is a predicted model, not a curated record.
UCACCGCCGCUAAAAAAAACCAAAAAUAAUAAGAAAAAAAUAAAAUAAAUUAUGAAAAAUCGCAGAGCUAAUACUUAGAGAUCGAGCUCGGCGGCACCGCCCAUGGCGGCGCUCAUGGCCUCCGCCCCCGCCGCCGCAGCGGCGUUGCACCUCGCCCCUCCGAACCCUAACCAUCGAGGAGACGACGACCCCUUCGUCCCCACCAUGGCCGACAUCAUGGCCUCGUCCCGGUCCCAGGGCCUCCACAUCGAGCUCCGCACCGCGGGCCCCUUCUUCCGCGUCCACGCCGUGACCUCCUCGCCGUCGUCGUCGUCGUCGUCGUCGUCGGCGGCGGCGGCGGCGGAGGAGGUGGGGAGGGCGGAGGGCGUGAUUCGGCCGUGGAUCGGGGGCGACGUGCUCCACCUCGACUCGAUGCGGAUGAGCCGAGCGACACUGGGGAUGGACCGGUCCAUCUUCGGCUUAGGGCUCUUCCUCGGCGCCGUCGCGGUUCGCCACGGCUUCGACCGGGGCUGCGCCCGCGCCGAGCUCCUCGCCAUUAACGACUCCCCUCUUUACCACUCCAAGCUUGUUCGAUUCUACACAAGGAUGGGUUUCAGCAUCGUGCACGAGGUGGAUGGAUCGUCGAUCCGAGACCUGGCACACAUGUUGGUGUGGGGAGGUAGAGGGACCAGAAUGGAUGCGGACAUCGAGCAGCUACUUAUUAGAUGGGGCAAAAGGUUUAAACCCAAAAGCUGACACUCUUCAUCUUCUGUAUUAAAGAUAAAUGUACAAUCAAAUUCAGCGAUACCGAAUUACUCGCAAUUACAUCAGAUAUUUUUUGACGAACCAUUUCGAAUGUUAUUUCCAAAGCUUUUGAUUACCAAGAAAGUUUAAAGAUUGCUCUUUACGACGCUGCGUCUUGGUUAUACUCUGUAUGGUUACUUAUAUAGUUUGCUUCGGUACAAUAAAUUGUGUGAAAAAGGAAA